CAAUCAACUUAGGUUUCUGUAACUCAAUCAACUUAGGUUUCUCUAAUUCAAUCAAGUUAGGUUUUUCUAAUUCUUUCAAUUCUUUAGUAUUUUUUAUUUUAUCAUUUUUAACUUCAUCUUUAAAAUCUAAUAAAUAAUUUCAUAUUAAUUAAUAUUAAUAAUAUUCUAUAAGUUUUUUUUUAGAUCAAUGACAUUAAUAUACCUUCAAUUGAUGAAAUAUUUUUAUAAAAAUGUAACUUUCUGCGUGUUUUACAUUUUUCUGGAGUGCAUACUAUCCUUUUUUUACCAGUGUCAUAUGUACAUUCAUCAGCACAAUUGCGCAUGUUUAAUUUCUCUUUCAAAUAUAAAAUUUUUUGAGCACAAUAACAACAUUUGCCAAAAUAAUUGGGUAUAGCACACUACACAUAUAUACAGUUUUUUUAAUAAUUAUUAUAUUUCUUAUAAUUAUUAUUUUUAUAACAAUUAUUAUUUACUUUUUUACAUGUUGUAUAAGGAUACACAUUAUAUUCUUCUUCCAUUUUUUGUAGUUCAGAAAUAAUGAUGAGCUGUCUAUUGAGGGUAUCAAGUCGCGUUGAAAUAUUGUGCAUCCCAAAUUUUAAUUAAUAUUUUAGAAUUAAUUGUCAUAAUAAUUUAUUUCUUUUAUGUAGAUUCUAAAUUACUGACAUUUAAAUAAAUGAUAUAGUAUAUGAUAGAUAUGAAAUUGUUGAGCAUCCAUUUUGCAUAGAUUGUCUUCUUUUUUAUUUAUGUAAUCUCUCAAUUUAUUAUUGAUGUACAUUUACAAAAUUUAUUUUGAGCUGAUAUUACAACACUCUUUCGAGUAACAACGAAUUAGACAAAAGUAACGCACACAAUGCAAAAUAAUGGUAGUAGACAAUCAUCUACUAACAAAAAAAGUAGAUAUUCUUAAGUACUAUUAUUUGUGCAAUGUAUUGUCGUUACUUAAACUUAUUUAAGCAAAAAAGAUCGCAUUAUAUAUCGUGGAAUAUCUUGUUUCUCUGGGGAUUUGGAUUAUGGAUAGCUCUGUGUACAAGUAAUAUGUAUAAUUCAAUUAUAAUAGAACAAGAUCUUGGAAUUACGUAUAAUACUUCAAUAAAAGCAAAGAAUAUAGAAGAUAUCGUAAAUAUUACAAAAACAAAUUAUAAUUUUUGUAACAUGAUAUUAAUAUUAAAAAUUAUGCUUCAAUAUAUUUAUAUCUUUGUAUCUAUAUCUUUUAUAUUAUUUUUCAUAUAUUCACAUGGUUAUUUAAAAAAAGUGAUAAAUAAAUGGAAAAAUAUGAUGUGCAGCAGUUCAAUUAUUCCUUAUUUUGAAACUUUCUUAAAAAAUCGUAAAAAAAAUGUUUUUAAUAAAAAUGAUUCUGCUAUGUUAGAAUUUAGAAGAAAAUUUAUGACAAAUUCUGAAAUCAAUCAUAAUACAUUCUAUUUUCAAACAAAUUUAAGUUAUGAUGGUGAAGAAGAUAAAUUAAACUUGGAAAAAAAUAAAAAUAUAUUGGAUAAAGAUAUAAAUAUUGUUCAAAAUGAAAUUAUUUUUAAUACUUAUACAUUAUUGCUUUUCAACAAUUGUGAACUUAAUCAAUACUUCAAUAAUCAACAAUUAAAAAGUUAUUUAUCAAUGAAGCAUUUCAUAUGUCAAGAUUCACAGUUUAUAAAAAAUAAUUUGAAAAAUUCAAAUAAUUAUAAAAGAAAUGAUAAUUCUUUAUCAAAAAAAGUUAUACAAAGAGGCAUUGUUAGCUCUUCGCCAGAAUUUCAAAAUUUUUUAGCAAAUUUAAAGAAAUCUCAAUUUUUUUAUCCAUGCCUAUUAGAAGUAUCUACAAGUUACAUGAUCCAUAUAAAAUCAAUACAUAAAUAA
Molecule: messenger RNA, 1845 nt
Organism: Apis laboriosa (Himalayan honeybee)
Lineage: Eukaryota; Metazoa; Arthropoda; Insecta; Hymenoptera; Apidae
Exons: 3
Coding region: 925-1845 (306 amino acids)
Source: RefSeq, a predicted model, not a curated record